UGACAGUGAUAGUCAUAGUCUGGACAGCUCGAGCCGUUUCGAACUUUCAAGUUUAAGCCCGGCUCUCGACAGCGAUUCAGUGCUAAAAGGCAGCGCGACGCGAACGGUCCGACGACUCUGAGAUUUAUUUGUUUAUAACAAAGAAGGGGAAUAAGCAAAAACAAAGGCGGAAAAAGUUGAAAAAUGUUUGCCAUACUUGGAGCACUUUGUCUCUUGCAGACGAUAACUUUGGCCCCAGCCCAGCUGAUUACUUUGCGCGACGGCAAGGUGGGCGUCAACUUUGCCGGCUAUCAUGCCGAUGCAGGACUGGGAGGCUUGCUUACCGGAAACUCUGCCCAUGGUGGUCUAAGCGCCUCCACCGGCACACCCUGGGGGGCCAGAGCUGCUGCCGGUCUUGGCGGCGAUCUGGAUGGUCGCGCAGCUGGAGUGGGAUAUGCAGCCGCACAAGCUAAUCCCCAGGUUGGAGCGAGUGCCCUAUUGGGCGGCAGUGCGGGUGAGCACGGCUAUAUUGGGGCCGAAGCUCACAGUCCCGGCAAGGUCGCCAUUUCGGCAACCCAGCACAAUAAGCAGCCAAUCACAUCCGGACCGCUAGGACAGGCACCGCUACCAACAGUUGCCAGUCAUGUCCAGAAGGUCAAGCCACCCAAGAAGUACUCCCUGAUUAAACAAGAUGUGCCGUUGAAAAGUGAAGCCAAAGUGGUCCAUACCCAUAGGUACACCAAAACGGUUGAAAGACCGCAGUCAGUGGACAGACAUGUCGUGGCUUCGCAAGGCAAUCCGGUCGGACUGGCCCUCGAUAUUCCCAUUGGCAUUUUGCGUUCUCUGCAGCAAUCAAUUGGGGGUUUAAUCGGAGGCAAUGCUCCCCCUGCCCAAGGCGUUCCGGCGAACUCCGGCUAAUAUAUUUAGUAUUAAAUAUUCUCUAAAUUUUUUCAUUUUAUCAAAACUGUGUCAGUAUAACAAAUAAAUUUCUCAAAUUUGGACGUUAAAGUA
Molecule: messenger RNA, 990 nt
Organism: Drosophila willistoni
Lineage: Eukaryota; Metazoa; Arthropoda; Insecta; Diptera; Drosophilidae
Exons: 6
Coding region: 184-897 (237 amino acids)
Source: RefSeq, a predicted model, not a curated record